AUGGUCCAAACGGUCGCGAGUGACGCGCAGCUCGCGUUUCCAUGGCGCGAGUGCGUCCAAGGCUUUUUCCUACGCUACCCCAAUCCACAGGCCUCUCAUGUUCUCUCCGUCGACGUCGUAGCGCGGCGCAUCGAGGAGCGUGCGCCGCCUGAGCCAGGGCCGCUACCCCGCCUCGUGCUGUGCACGUCGCGCCUCAUCCUCAAGUCGGGCUCGCUACCGAGCUGGGUCCCGCGCAACAUUAUCCAGCAAACGACGUCAUGGGUGCUAGAGGACAGCGAAGUCGAUCUGAGUGCGGAGGCGCCCCGCGUCAUGUCCAUUUGGACCCGCAACUUGGACCACACAUCCGUCCUGGCCGUCACGGAGGCACUGACUUUGCGUGAAGAUGGCGCAUCGACGCGGAUGCACAUCGACGCCGACGUGCGCUCGGGCGUCUCAUUCCGCCUCCUGCGCCGCCGCAUCGAAAAGUUUGGACACAAGCGGUACCUGUCGCACAUGGAGUCGUCUCGCCACGGCCUCAUUUGGGCGAUUCUGCGCAUUGCGCCUCACCUUGUACAUACCCCUCAGCCCCAGGCGCCUGUGCCGUACCGCCAGCGCCUUUUGCAUGCGCUGCGCCCGCCGUUCCUCGAUGGAUACCCCCUGACGCCAUGGCAGUGGCUCAAGAAGCAGGGACGCCGGCUCCGCGACAAGUUUCGUCAGCGCCCCACAGAUACCCAGACGUAG
Malassezia restricta is the source of this 720-nucleotide messenger RNA. Its product is annotated as MSF1 domain protein. Bases 1 to 720 code for a protein of 239 amino acids. Gene Ontology annotation, biological process: phospholipid transport. The transcript has a single exon. The record is from RefSeq and is a predicted model, not a curated record. NCBI's taxonomy places the organism in Eukaryota, Fungi, Basidiomycota, Malasseziomycetes, Malasseziales, Malasseziaceae. Gene Ontology annotation, molecular function: phosphatidic acid transfer activity. Gene Ontology annotation, cellular component: mitochondrial intermembrane space.